CUUAUCUAAAUGCAAGUUAGAUCUUGAGGGCCAAACUGAGAAUGGGGAGUUUUGCUGCUGAUCUGUUUCUGCUCCUGCUGAUUUCCACAGGACACGUUUAUGGAGUGUCUUUCUACGGUGAUGGCUACAUCCACCUGCGGACAGUGGAGGCGUCCAUUCAGACGCUGCUCCAUGUAAGAUUUCGAACCUCCAGUCAGGCGGGGCUGCUGUUUUUGGCAGCUGGACGCAGAGACUUCUUGCUGCUGGAGCUGAUCUCUGGGCGCCUGCAGGUACGUCUGGACCUGGGCUCAGGUGAGCGUUCUCUACGCUCAGAAAAGGGCAUCCAUCUCAGUGACCUGGCAUGGCACUCCAUGGAGCUGACCCAUGACCACCAUAACAUCACCAUGACCGUGGACCGGAAUUCUCAUACAAGCCUCCGUAUGCCAGGACCAGAUCUGGAGCUCAGUGUCGAGGAUGGGCUUUUUGUUGGCGGAACACCUGGACUGAACCAUCCACACCUUCUCAACAUCUCCGCUGGGUUUAGAGGCUGCGUAGAUGAAGUUGUGUUCAAUGAACAUAACCUGCUGUCCAGCCUAAGGCCUUACUCCGGGUACAAGAGUGUCCACGAGGUAUCUCUGGGCUGUAGUCCACAGUUUUCUGCAACAGAAGAAGAUUCUGUCAGUUUUUUCAGCUCUAAAUCCUUUAUCUCUCUCCCACCAUGGGACGUGCCACAGGAGGGGUUGUUUGAAUGCGAAUUGCACCCCUCUGCAAAACAAGAAGAUGGUCUGAUCUUGUAUAGUUCUGGCAGUCAGGGAGAGUUUGUUGCCAUAGAGAUCAGAGAUGGACACCUGGUGGCAACAGUAGGAAAUGGAGAGGGGAGUAAGACUGAGCUGCGUUCUCUAACAUAUGUUCACAGUAGCAACACUUGGUACCCCAUCCAGCUACACCUGCUGCCCCACAGCGUUCAGCUGAAGGUGGGUGAGGAGUUGGUCAAAGCCAACCUGAGACUGGAGCUCCAGGUCAUCCAGCUUAAAGGGCCUCUCUUCCUAGGAGGGUUGGAUGAAGAAGCACGUGGAGAGGCAAGGAGAGCUGGGCUGAUGUCCAUCGUGUCUGGGGGGCAACCGCCUGGGGGAGGAGGCUCCUUUAAAGGCUGCCUCCGAGGAAUUAAGGUGAACACUCAAAGAAUGGGCCUACCUCAUGCUGCGAUCACCAAGGACAUCACUGUGGGCUGCAAGACAGGGCAAGCUCCAGAUGCACUGACCACCACCAGUCCAACAGAAAGUCCUGAGUUUGAUGUUACAACCACACAACCAAUUACCAACAAUAAGAAGAAGGCUAACUUUUUGUUGCUGAGAAGACUAGAAGUAGCGGAGGGAGGCAGGGCACCACUGGAACCCAAACACUUAAGGGUAAAUCUGGAUUUUCGGAAAUUGGGCAUUCACCCAUCUCAGGUGAUGUUCCGCAUUGAGGGGCAGCCUGUCCACGGCCAGCUCCGGCUGGACCUCAGAGCAGAUGAGGUUGACCGGACUUUCAGUAUGCUGGACCUGUGGCAGGGACGGGUGAUGUAUGUUCACAGUGGGUCAGAGGUCCAGCAGGACUUCUUCAUGUUUUCAGUCUUCUCCAGCAAUAAGAAGGAGCUGCCUGUGUUUCUGAAGGGCAGUCGCCUGCACCGGUUUGACAUCAGCAUCAGUCCUGUUAAUGAUGCACCAGUGCUCAGCCUGCCGGAGGGGAACCUUUUCACUCUGGUGGAGAAGUCAAGGCGACAGCUGACAACAGAUGUGCUGAGAGUGUCAGACCCUGAUAGCAGUCCUGCAGAACUGGUGUUCAGCUCCCUGGGAAACCGCAUCACCGAGGCUGGACACCUUGAGCAUGAGGAUUACCCCGGCAGGCCCAUUGAUUUGUUCUCCCUGAAUGAUCUGGAGGAGGGUAAGAUCAGCUUUGUCCACACUGGGGUCCCCACCUCCAGGCUGGCAUUCAGGGUCAGCGACGGGCUGAAGUCGAGCAACACAGUAGUUUUGAGGAUUAUGGCGGUGCCACUUGAACACACACUGGUGAAUAACACUGGACUGGAGGUAAACCAAGGCGGGGCUGCUGUCAUCACAACCAUUCACCUUGCAGUAGAAGUUAAUGUGGCUGAUCAGGCAGUGGAAAUCCACUAUAACGUCACAGAGCCGCCACAAUAUGGCCAGCUCCAGCGAUUGCACUCAAGCGGUGAAUGGAAACCGACAACUUCCUUCUCUCAGAAGCUUCUAGAAAAAGAGCGAAUCAGAUAUGUUAGUACUUACCACGGCCUUCAGACUCAGAAUAACAUCACUGAUCGAUUUAAAUGUAAAAUCAGCAUUGGUUCACUGGCUAAUGAGGAGGUCGUUUUCCUUGUCAUGGUACGCUGGAUCCAAUUUAAGGUCACUCGAAGCAAGAUGGAGGUCAAUGGUGUUCAGACUUCUGCUGUCACUCCUGAGGACCUCCAUGUAAUUUCUAAGGGUGUUAAACUCAAUGAGAGCGACCUCUACUUCAGGCUCCUAACAGUACCAAAGAAAGGGAGGCUAUUCCUCAACAACAUAGUCCUACAAAGAAACUCAACCUUCAGCCAAAAGAAUAUCACAAAUAACUUGGUGAAGUACGAGCUGCUCAACAAGCUGCAUGAUGACACAAGAGACACGUUCAGCUUUCAGGUGUUUUCAACACAUGCCAGCUCAGAAGCUUACAACUUCAGAAUCAAUAUCAAAGCCGAGUCGUCCACCAUCACCGUUGUAAACAAAGGCAUUUCAGUCUUGGAAGGAGGAAGUAAAGUCAUCAACAAAGAUAUCCUGUUCACUCACACAGCAAGUAACCGGGAGGUCCACUACAGCAUUACAGUGAGGCCCAGGCAUGGACAGAUAAGGAGGAUCAACCUUUCCAACUCAACGUCCAUUAAUGACAACAUUUUGACAUUCACAAAUCAAGAUAUCAUUGAGGAGAAGAUCAUGUAUGUUCAUGAUGACAGCGAGACAAAGCAGGAUUCCUUCACUUUUCAAAUCUUAGUUUACAAACCGCACAAACACACCAGCAAGAAGGAGGACAGAAACACAGCCGAGCACACUUUUAAUAUCUCUGUGCAGCUCGUCAAUGACCAGAGACCUGUCAGGGUUGUCGAUAAAGUCUUCCAUGUGGCCCGUGAUGGGCAGAGGUUGGUGACGUUGAAUGACCUUUGUUACCGGGAUGAUGACUCGGACUUUGAGGACAAUUGGUUGGUGUACACCCGGAGGGGGAUUCCCAUGGGAGAGCUGGUGCUGGCCAGUGACACCAGUCACAAGCUGUAUGAAUUCACACAGCGGGACCUCGAGCAGAAAAAGGUGUUGUUUGUCCACAGAGGAGUGAGUUUUGGCCGUUUUGUGCUUUUCGUAUCAGAUGGGAAACAUUAUGUUUCAACACUGCUGGAGGUGAUGGCUCAGGAUCCUUACCUUCAGGCUGAGAACAACACAGGCCUCACGGUCCAGCGAGGCGGAAUCACAACCUUGACUUCUGCUAACCUCAGCGUCUUCAGCAACCUGGACCUGCGAGACCCACAGGAUGUGACAUUUGAGGUCUUCUUUCCACCUAAACAUGGUGUGCUCUGCUUUUAUGAUGGCGAUCGUGAGACUGUAACAGAAGCAGAUGCAAUUUCAAUAUUCACCCUGCGAGAUUUGGUGGCGGGGCGCCUGAUGUAUCACCACGACGGCAGCCACGAGCUGUCAGAUUGGUUCAAUGUGACAGCAAGAGCAAGGGAGAAGAGCACAGAGAGGCAGCUGGACAGAGGGAGGAGGGAGGUACAUCUGGACAUUGGAGUGCCGAUAAAAGUUUACCUGGAAAGUCACCAGAGGCCACCAACGGUCAUUAAUAACCGUCCAGUGGUGGUGGCUGAGGGACAGAAUGUCUCCAUAGGCAGGGAGCACUUAGAGGUGGUUCAUGAGGACAGCCAGCCCUCAGAGAUAGUUUUUGCUGUCCAAACUCCUCCCACCAAGGGCUUCCUUCAGAGGGUUCUCCCCAAAGACAAGCACCAGAACAACAAUGGAGACCAGCAGCAGCUCUAUCAAGCCAAUAGAGAGCAACCAACAAACUCCUUCACCCAGGAGGACCUCAACCAGGGAACGAUCAUCUACCAUCAGCAGACUUCAGGAAGCACUAACGACUCUGUUCUGUUGGAGGCAACCAAUGGGAUCACAAAGGUCGGACCUGUCAGGCUGGAGAUUGAUAUCAUCCCUAUCCUGCUCCCUCUACAGGUGUCUGAUUUGACUCUUGAUGAGGGGUCGUCCCUGCCGCUGACCUCUGACAUCAUCAAGGUCGCCAGUCAUCACUUCUCAAGCAUGAACUUCCUGUACCAGGUCAUCGUUCCACCCCGACACGGCCACUUGGAGCACAGCCGGAUCCCAGGGAUGCCCAUCACUGCCUUCACUCACACUGAGGUGGAACGCGAGUACAUCUCCUAUAUCCAUGAUGGCAGCGACACUCAGAGAGACAACUUUACCAUUGUGGCCAAUCAGACGGAAAUCAAGAAGCACAGUCUACCCUGCACUGUUCAUGUCAGUGUCACACCUGUCAACGAUGAAACUCCUGUUGUCCCAACCAACAAGGGUCUGAAGGUGUGGGUGGGUUCAGUGACAGAAAUCACCGUAAACGAGCUUAGUGCAGAGGACUCAGACACUCCGCCUGAGUGGCUGGAGUUCAUCGUCACACCACCCAGCAACGGCCACCUGGCCCUGAAGAGCGCCCCCUCCAAACACAUUCUGAACUUCACCCAGAGUCACAUACAAACCGGACAGCUGGUAUUCGUGCACAGUGGUGCUUUGUCGGGUGGCUUUCAUUUCCAGGUAAACGAUGGCGUGAACAUCGCCCCUCGCCAGAUCUUCAGCACAACUGCCCACUCUCUGGUCCUCACCCUGCAGAGAAAUCAUCCAAUGGAGGUCUACCCAGGCUCUGUGACACCAAUCUCUGGGCAGGAUCUUCAGGCCGUCACCAACGACGUCAGCGACAUCAGAAGGAACCAGUCCGUGGUGUUUGCGGUGACCGCUCCUCCUAAACUCGGUCGCCUGGUCCGACGUCUGGCCGACAACUCUACACAAGACAUUUCCAUGUUCACGCAAAGCAUGGUGAAUGACGGGGUUAUUUUGUAUGAUCAGAAGAAGCCAGAGUCAGUGGGAUGGUCGGCUGCGGACUCUUUCUCUUUCACCGUGUCCUCCCCUCCUGCUUUCCUUCCUCCGCACACCUUCACCAUCUUAAUCUCCUACCAGGCUAAUGAACAUCACAACAACCCCCAACACACCAGACUACUCAACAACGCAGGUGCUGUGGUGUCUGAGGGAGGCAGGGUGAUGAUUGACAGGUCUAAACUUGAUGCUUCCAAUCUGCUCGGGAAAGUCCCAGAGCCCCACAGGAAAGACCACCACAUCCUGUACCGUGUGAUUUCCCUGCCGCGCCAUGGGGCUCUGUCCAUACGAGGACGCAACCUCAGCAGGAACCAACCUGAUUUCUCCCAGGUCACCCUAAACAAGUUCGGCAUCACAUACAUCCACGAUGACUCAGAGACGACGAGCGACAGCUUCACCUUCCGGGCCUGGGUUGCCCCUCUGGCUGUUUCCUCCUCUUCCUCCUCCUCUUCCCUGUCUGCUUUUCCCUCCGAUUCCUCCUCCUCCUUUUACCCUCUCUAUUCAGCCUCAUCAUCCUCGCUUUCAUCAUCAGAUGCGGCUUCUCAUCACCAUGUCAAAGACAGACUGGCGGUGACGGAGAAGUUCAACAUCACAGUUACGCCGGUCAAUGACCAGCCACCACUCAUCAGGAGCAGAGCCCCGAGCAAGAAGGUCGUGGUCGGAGAGAGAGUUGUACUUGGACCAGACAGUCUGCAGGUUGAGGAUCAUGACACCCCUCCAGAGGAGCUGCACUACCUUGUGAUUAGUAAGCCCAACAACGGCUACCUGACACUGGGGGAAAGACCGGAGCCAGUGACCUCCUUCACCCAGUACGACGUCAACCAUGGCCGGCUGCACUUUAUACAGCAGGGUGAGCCCUCAACAGGCGUUUUCUACUUCAACGUGACCGACGGUCAUCAUCGUCCCCUCUACAGACUGUUCAGUUUGGAGGUGAUAAAGCCCUCUGUCUCCAUGGUGAACAACACUGGCCUGUCAUUGGUUCAAGGCAGGACCGCUGUGGUCCUGACAACCAACCAGCUAGCAGCUCAAACCAACAGUCGCAGCCCAGCCAAUAUCACGUACACGGUCACUGCACACCCUCGUCACGGACGCAUUGCUAUUAACGACCAGGAAGUGACAACCUUCUGCCACGAGGACCUGCAGUUUGGCCGUGUUGUCUACCACAUGACUGAGCUCAGCGAAUCAGAAGAUAGCUUCCAAGUGUCAGUGUCGGCCUCAUCUCCCGGUGUUGACUAUGGAAAUGUAACAGCACAGAUGGUGAAGGUAACAGUGCGGCCCCUGAUUUACCUGAGGGAGCAAGUAAGAGUGCCCAGUGGUAUCGCUGUGAAACUGGGGAAAGCCAUGAUAGAUGCCUCUGAGCUGGCAAGAAUCAGCCGGGCCGACCCAGUCUUUGAGGUUCUGUCUCCACCAAAACAUGGAAAACUAGUCAAGAUGACCUAUGACCCUAACCGAGCAUCAGAGGUCCUGAAGUCGUUUACAUUCAGAGAUGUGGUGCAAGGCCGGGUCGCCAUUAAGGAGACUCUGAGUGACGGUGACAACCAGCUCCAUGAUAACAAAUCGGCACUCACGACAGCUCGAGGCCACGCGCCCGCCACGCCUCUCAACGAUUCUUUCAUCUUCCUGCUGAAGGCUGGAAACGUCCAACCAGCGAAGGGCGAGCUUCACUUCACCAUCUUUCCCCACCACCAGAUGCAUCACGGUCAAAGUGGUUCAAAUAAAGCAGACGGUGUAAGUUGGGAACACACGACAACCCGUUUGCCGACGCAUAAUAGGACUACUGUCGGAGGAGGUGGACGAGGGGAAUCCACGACGCACGGCGGGGUCAGGGUGGGUUUGCCGCCCCACAUUUUGUCACAUAAAAACCACAACAGGACGCAGCACAAGUUGAGGCCUCACAGCCGCUGGGGGAACCACACACGCGGUGGGAGUCAUGGAGGAAGAUCAGGGAGCGGUGUAGAUGGAGCUGGCGGGAGUCACAGUCAUCCCCCACAACCCCACACUCCUUCUGUCUCAGACAAACACGGUCCUGUGACCCCUCCUGACACCCACCUGGUACACGUCGAGGUCCUUCCUCGCCCUGCCUCUGACCCUCUACUCAUUAUCCUGCCCCUGCUGGCCUGUUUGCUCCUCAUCAUAAUCCUCGUGGUUUUGAUUCUGGUGUUCCGCCGCCGCAAGGAGAAACAGGCCCGGCUGCGACUCCUCCAGCAGCUUGCUGCUGUCACAAUACCCACUGAGGGCAGCCCUUACCUGGGCAGGGCGGAGCGGAGUGUGGCUAUGCCCUCUGUGGUGGUCACCCCACUGGGCCCUAGAAGCUGCCCAACCUCACCCAGGGUACCCAUAAGUCCCAGAAGGAGGAGUCUGGCCCCUGGAAUGACCUUCUGGGGUCCAUUUGAGGGUGAUGGAGCAGGUGAUGAUGGUAAUGCUAGAGGUGGUAACAGUAGUGAAAGAGAUAAUGUAACUUGUGGCGGUGCAGCCGUCACUGCAGGAUUCAAGACCUCUCUAAGAUCUAGGCCCCCUACUCCGACUCUUAAAGACAACCAGUACUGGGUUUGAUGGAAGUAAUUCGAAGAAAAACUGUGCCUUAGAGGUGUAUUUUUGGUUUGAAGGGCAUAAUUGGCAUGAGUGUAAUCUCCGAGGAACAUGUAAAUGUCAUCUAAGGCACAUCUGACCUGCUACGAACUUCUAAAAUAGAUCAAAAAUAUGCAAAUUUGUGGAAAUGGUUCUUUUUUUGUAGGAAAUGUAUGAACGCCAUUAUAUUUAAGUCAUUUCACUGAUCCAACUUGAACUUAACACAUCUUUGCUGUAGCUUCUAUGUAUUCAAAAACUUUUAAGACAUUCUACUGUUAGACGUUAACCAGCUAACUAGGAGGUGUGAGGUACUAUUCGAAGCAAACAGAAUUAUUAAUGUUUAGGUUGGUGUUUCCUCACUGUCCUUUCUUGGUAUUUUCCAGUUUUUGCACCACCUCACUGCAAUGGUGUGACAUGAGCACGACAACAAUUGAUUCUUGUCACCAACAAUCGGACUGAUUCCUCAAUAACACUAGUGUUAGCUUCUAUAGUUUCUGUAACUUCUAUAUUUUGGGAACUGUUGCUGAACAGUAGUGUUAGUGACACCUCUCGCCUACAAUAUUGUAACAGCACAGAGUCGAUGUGUUACUUCUGCAAAACCAUGUAUGUCAGCUGGCAGAUCGUAGUUGUACUGUAAGCUUGCAAGUCCAUGCAUGCAAACUAUUUAAAAAGCAUUCGGCCCUCACGCACAGGCGUCACUCACUGUUCUGCACUUUCCUGUUUCCUGUUCCUUUGACCGAGUAUGUUACAGCUGACAACGAUAUUGGUAGCUUCCUCAGUUCUUGAUCGACUUCAUUUUUGUCAUGCCAGCUGUUUGCCAUGCACUGUGAAAGAUUUAUUUUUAAUA
Molecule: messenger RNA, 8556 nt
Organism: Chelmon rostratus (copperband butterflyfish)
Lineage: Eukaryota; Metazoa; Chordata; Actinopteri; Chaetodontiformes; Chaetodontidae
Product: chondroitin sulfate proteoglycan 4-like
Exons: 23
Coding region: 42-7694 (2550 amino acids)
Source: RefSeq, a predicted model, not a curated record